This is a messenger RNA of Achroia grisella, 2069 nucleotides long. RefSeq lists its product as uncharacterized. The record is from RefSeq and is a predicted model, not a curated record. The transcript has 4 exons. Lineage: Eukaryota; Metazoa; Arthropoda; Insecta; Lepidoptera; Pyralidae. Bases 95 to 2014 code for a protein of 639 amino acids.
UGAAUUUCUGUGUACUCAUCCAACGCUUCCGUCAUUUAUUAUCUUUUGUUUGAUUUGUGUUUUGUGUUAAAAAAAGUGAUAGUUCGUCAAUAUAAUGAAAUAUAAUAAUAACCAAUCACUUCUAUGUAUAAUUUCGUACUUAACUGUUAUAUCGAAAGCAUAUGACUUUAUGAAAUCACUAAAUGAUAAUUCUAUAUGUGUUAUUAGACCAAUAUUGGACAUUCAGACUUCCAUAAUUCUUAACUUUGUUGACGAUGAUUUAUCUUUUACAAAAUGUUAUCAGUCAGAAGUACUAAGGACUUUAAUAAUAUUUAAUGACGACAAACUAUCCUAUAGCCUUGAUAUGGCUACACGAAAAAAACUGCAAUUACUUUUAUAUAACAAACCGAACAUUAUAAUUUUAACAGAUUCAAUCACAGGGAAAGUUUUUAAUAAUACCAUUUUCGAGAUUACUUUACAGGCUCAUUGGUCUUCCAUGCAUCUAAUUAUAACAAACAAAAAUAUCAAUUGCAGUCAAAUAGAACUCAGUGGAGACAUUAUAUCAAUCGCUGAACGAUUCCUUAACGAUUUGUGGCACAGACAUCUAUUGGUUUAUGCAAUCAUUGAAUUCCCUCUGGGCUGUCCACAAAAGUAUAUUACAUUCGAUGGCAACAAACGACCAAAUGGAAAUUUAUACAACCGAACUAUAACUGUAAUAGAAGAGAAAUAUAUACAUGAAACAUUAAAGAAAAGUAAAAAUGCCUUAACUGAUGGCUUUCCAUUAAAAAUAAAUAUAUUUCGCCGAAUUCCCACAUCCAUAUCGAAUUGUAGCAAAAUAUAUAACUACAUAAAGUUUGACAUUGAUAUAUGUAAUGGACUUUGUGGAAUGGAUGCAUUAAUAAUGCACGAUUUUAUAAAGACAUUUAAAUUUAAUGUAACAUUUAUUGGAAGCAGAUCUAUGAACAAAUAUGGUUAUGUGACUUCAAGGGGAGUUAGUGGUAGUCUGGGUGCCGUAUUACGCCAAGAAAUUGAUGUAUCAUUUAAUUCAAGAUUUAUCUCAGAAUAUACUGACAGUGGUUACGAUUUCCUGGGUUACAUAUCAUCUGAUUCGUUAUGUGCUCUUAUUGGAUUUCCAGACCUUGUGCCUUUAUGGCAAUAUCCCAUAAUAAUGUACAGUUUUAAAAAAUGGAUGUUUCUUUUUUUUGUUCUUAUGGUCCUUGGUCUAUUAAAAUGGCUAUUCACAAGAUAUUUUUAUAGGAUAAUUGGAGAAGAAGUUUAUAGGCCUCAGAUAUAUAUAAUAGAAACUGUAUGGUCAGGGACUUUCGGUUUUUUUCUAAUUAAAAAGUUUCGAAGUUCAUUUGUAAUAGCUUUGUGUCUAUUAUGCUCUCUAGUGCUUUGUGCAAAAUAUCAAAGUCAUAUAAAUUACAUGUUCACAACUUCAAGACGAUAUGAACCCAUAAACACGCUCCAAGAACUUUGUGACUCGAAUAUUCCAGUGUAUACGAGUCCUCAAAUCCUGACACUCCUCGGAUCUGAGACAAUUGAAAAUACAACUAACAAUGUAUUUACAACAAUUCUAAGGCGUAUGAAGUUAUUUACACCCAACUCUAGUUUCGAACUUCGCCCACAAGACAUUGCAAUGGUUCGAAGGCGAAUGGACAUAGCUCUGCUAAUUCUUCUAAACUAUACUGACAAAGAGGGAAGGCCGUUUCUAUAUGUAAUUGAUGAAAAUUUCAGUGAUUUCUACUUAUCUUACAUUGUGAAGUCAGGAUUUCUCUUUACUUCACAAAUGCAAAGUUUUAUGAUGCGGAUGGUAGAGGCAGGAUUGCCUGAUAAAUAUUACAAGUGGACCAGAUACACGAUGCAUUUAGCUGACUUAACACAGAACCCGAGCUCGGAGCCUCGUCUAUAUAAUAAGAUCAGUUUGAAGGAACAACGAAUACCUUUUGCUCUGCUUCUAUGUGGUUAUAUCUUGUCAACUCUCUCGUUUCUAACAGAAAUUUGGUAUAGCAAACAACGCAAAAUGCCGAAUUAGAAUGCUCCAACUGUUGUUUUAUAUACAAGCAUAGCAGAUACAAGCCGAGUAUGGU